GUUCCGCAUCUUGCCGUCCUCAUCGAUCAAUAACCCACCGCUCGGGAUGAGAAGAAAAAGAGGGAGCGAGCGAAAGAGGGAGGGGAAGCGUCGUCUUCCUUUCUUCUUUCCCGACCUUCGUUCUCAGUCUCUCAAGAGGAAUUGGCUGUGGAGAUCGCCGAUCCUUUUUGUUCUGUCUCCGUUCGCCUUCUCGAGAGCGAGCAGUUGAAUCGGUGGAACGAUAAGUUGGGUUUGGCAAUCAGGGUAACGUGCUGCAGUUACUUGGUGUCGUCUGUGGGGUUCCCUUCUUCCUGCAUUUCUUUCGUUUAUGCGAAUGCAGUUCGUUGGGUUUGACAUACCGAAGAGGGUGUUGAAGGGCGAGGGGAAAUACAGCUGAUUUCAUAACCUCGUGCGCGAGAGAUCUUUUGUUCUGUUUUCUCUAGAGGUGUCUGGAUGGCGGAGAAUAUGGCUUCGUGCCAUGGAUCAAGGGAAUUAGCAAAAGGAAAAAGCAGCAAACGUGGUUAUCCUUCCCUUGUAGAAGGCCCAUCCCCUGGACAAAAAAGUAAAGUUCAGAGGGUUGGGGAUUACAACGGAAACUUCGACAAUUCUGGUGAACAAAUUCUUCCAAGAUUUUCACCUAAUUCGGUUCUCCUAGUGAGUCUUGCAGGUCAGGUAGUGGGAACCGAAGAAAAUAAGGCCGAGCGAAGCCCCAAAGAGGAGAGCGCUUCUCAUAAGUUGACCACGGAUGCGAAUGUGAGGGACACUUUGAAGCGAAAACGUGAUUCGAUGAUUGAGAGAUUCAGUGUGGACAAAAAAUCGUCUAUUUCUUCUCUUCGUGCCGAAUUAGACGGCCUGUUCAAAUAUUUUGAUGAAGUUUCAGAUCAAAAAACGAUCUUAGGCAGGGAAGACAGUGUUGAAGUAAAGCUGAACAGGUUUAGUAAUUCAACAGUAGCAUGCUUACUGGAAGAAAGUCGACUUCCUUUCUCCAAAUUGGUGGAACAAAUUUUUGACAAAUUGAACAAAAGCGGUUCUGGGGAUUCUGCUGGACUCACCUUGUCAGCUGUAAGAAGUUCGGUGCUCUUUGCAGGACAAAGAUCAAUGUAUGGUAUUCCAAAGCCAGAUGCUGAUGUUCUUGAAGAUGAAUCUGGGACUUGUCUCUGGUGUUGGGAGGCAAGAGAUAUGAAAUUGCUGCCCAAGUCCGAGCGUGGAACCAUAAAUGUUCGGCGUAUUUGCCGAAAGAAGAUUCAUGAUCGCAUAAUGGCAGUUUCAGCAAUGAUAUCAUCCCUAUCAGCUUCAGAAAAUCAAGCUAAUUACAAAUCAGAUCUGAUGAAGGCAGCUGAAAAAAUUGUGAGGAUAUCAGAUGAAGCACAAAUACGUGCAUUUGCUAAUAGUCUGAUUCAAAGACAUUCUGUUCUUGAGGAAGAGAAGGAAGCUAAGUUGAAAGAAAAGGCAUUUAUCAAGGAGAUGGAGCAAAACAAACGAACGGUUGAUAAAGAACAGAAAAGACUGGAGAAAGAACUCAGAAAAGAGCAGCUGCGAAAUGAAAAGGAACUCAAGCGGCAGCUUGAUGUAACAGCAAAAGAAGAAAAACAACGCGAGAAAGAGGAAGCUGAGAUGAGAAAACAGCUCAAAAAACAUCAGGAAGAAGUUGAAAAGGACCAAAGGCGCCGUGUAAAACAGGAAACUGAACUGAAGAAGCAACUUGCAAUAAAGAAGCAAGCUUCAAUCAUGGAGCGCUUUUUGAAACGAAAUGCCAAUAGUACCAGUGAUGACCAGUCAUCAAAAGGUGUACCUGAACCUGUUCCAACUGUCCACAAUGAAGGGGUGCUUAACGAAGUUGUAUCAUCAAUGGAUCAAACACUUUCUCAACAAGUUAACUUGAGUUCCUCUGAACUUCUAAAAUUGCACUUAGUUGUUUGGAAAGGUCGGUCCUGUUCUGCUUCUUGUAACAAAUCCAAGCGCUGGGGAUUUCGACAUCGUCCUAAAGUAGAACUGAUUAAAGAACUUAGACUACAGAGAACAUCCUGUGUAGCUGGCCCCUCUGGAAAAGUGGUAGAUCCAACCAGACAUGGCUGCAGUAAUGUAGAUGAUGCUGAGGAAGUAAACAUUGAGAAGCUUGUACAUGGAUGGGGGGAAGCAGUUUUAAGUGAUGGUCCAACCCUCAAUACAGUGACCACUGGUUCCACUGAUAUGCAAGUUGUUGGUAGGAAAAAGAAGCUUCUGCAAUUUGACAAGAGCCACCGACCUGCUUAUUAUGGUACCAUGUCAAGGACGAGUGAUGUUGUUGGCCCGCGUCAUCCUUUGCAGAAGGAUCCAAACCUGGACUAUGAUAAUGACAGUGAUGAGGAAUGGGAGGAGGAGGAUCCAGGUGAAAACUUGUCAGAUUUUGAUAAAGAUGACGAGGAAGAAAACAUAGAGUCAGAUGAAAAUCCCAAGGCAGAGGAUGAGGAUGAAAGUGAAGACGGGUUUGUUGUUCCGGAUGGUUAUCUUUCUGACAAUGAGGGAGUAUAUGUCGAUGAACUGGAGCUUGACAACUCAGAAGAUGAGUCUAAAAUUUCAACCACCAGGAAAAUUGAGGCAGAAAGAGGAGAUAUUAAUGCAUUAUUGAAGCAGCAAAAGUACCUUUCUGGUUUAACCGAUCAUGCUCUUGGGAAGAAUCAGCCCUUGAUAAUACUAAAUCUAAUGCAUGAGAAGGAUGUGUUGAUGACCGCUGAAGUUAAUGGCACGCAGAGGCUAGAACAGAUCUGCCUACAAGCUCUUAGCAUGCGGCCGAUGACUGAAGGCAUUUCAAUCGACAUAACAACCAAUUGGGAAAGAUGUGAAGAUACAUGUACUCCUAAUAUGCUGGGCAAUAACAAUAAUUAUGCUGCUGUCGCCAAUUCUUUACAAGAAUCUGAUUUGCCUGAAAUUGUAUCCUCAAUCCAAUCUCAUUCCCAUGGCAUCAAUAAGGUGAUUGAAUCCCUGCAAAAGAAGUUCCCUUCUGUGCCGAAGGUACACUUGCGAAGUAAGGUGAAGGAGAUAUCAGAAUUUUCUGACAACCGCUGGCAGGUUAAGAAAGAUAUCUUGGAUAAGCUUGGGUUAUCAGCAUCUCCAGAAAAACAUUUUAUGAGAUCAAAGGGAAUUGCUACUUUUUUCAAGAAGCGAUGUUUGCCACCAGAAGGUGAAUUUGCAAAUACCAUGGGAUCCCCUCUACAGCCGUGUGAAAAAACUAAUACUGUGCUUGGAAACCCUCGCACUGUAUCAGAUGCACUGUGAUGAUUGCCAUGCAGAUUGCGUUUGGUUAGCCUUCUGCAAGUUUGUCUUUGUUGAUUAAUCUUUGUGCAAAUUCGAGCAUUACAUGUACAGCCACUAAUACUAGAUGCUUUUUUGAGCAAAGCAAACCAUCAGAGACCUCAACUGCUAUCAAUAUAAGCUUCAAGAGGACUACUUUCCAAUGUAAUCAUUUUUUGAGCCAUGCUUUAGCUGGUAUAUGAUAUAUAUGAUUUGGUUAUCUCUUUUU
Messenger RNA from Nymphaea colorata (pocket water lily), 3478 nucleotides. RefSeq names its product chromatin assembly factor 1 subunit FAS1. The transcript has 13 exons. The record is from RefSeq and is a predicted model, not a curated record. NCBI's taxonomy places the organism in Eukaryota, Viridiplantae, Streptophyta, Magnoliopsida, Nymphaeales, Nymphaeaceae. Bases 433 to 3234 code for a protein of 933 amino acids. Gene Ontology annotation, biological process: nucleosome assembly. Gene Ontology annotation, cellular component: CAF-1 complex; nucleus.